AGUCAUGUCUCACGGUCAAGGAAGAUACCAACCUGGACAGCAGUAUCCCCCCAAUAUGGGACACCAGAUGCCACAGCAACCAUACCAGCACCAUGCUCAGAUGGGUGAUCUCACAUAUGGCAUGAAAAAUAUGGGAGUAGGCCAACGACCUGGACCCGGUCAGCCGAAUAACAAUAUGCUCAUGCAGAACGUUUAUCAUCCCGCUGAUACAAACAGAGCUGCAGCAUUGAAUCAAGGGAAUCGUCCUGUCAGUCAGAUGGACUUCUUGCAGGCUCUGGGCGGAGGCUUCUCAGUUGGUCCCCGUGUUCCUACUGCUCAUGUGCACGGUGGCAGCAGUUCACCUGGACAAAACACCAUGGCUAGCGCCGUUGCGCCUCAGCGCCCGCCCAUCAUGCACCCUCGCAUGCCUGCUCAGCCCCCUCCUGCUCAGCGUGUAGCACCUCAGCACCAGUCCCCAAUCCAGCAAAUGCCCCACUCCCCGAUCCAGCAGAUGCCCCAACAACACAGCUCUACUAAUCUCUCUGUGGCUGCUUCCGAGUUUGUUCCUGGUUUCCGGAAACCUGAAAAGUCUAUAAUCAUGUAUACGCCUGAGGGCUUCAAGAAGAAAUCCAGAGCGGAUGAUGAAAUGGCGAUCAAUGAUGUAAAGAAGAAGUUGGUACAGCUGCAGAGGACACCCCAAGACGUGGAAACGGUUAUGGAGUCCGCUGUUGACACCAUCAAGAACUGGACUACUUCAGUCAACACUUAUCAUCAGAUAGUGGAGGACGUUUUCGAAUUUUCAGUGGAUGAAGAGAACCAUCCUAACUUCCAUAUCAUCGGGAGUAAAAUAAUAAGUUUCCUGACUCUGAAAGUGCAGCCCUACUCAGGUAACCCGCCCCUCACCUUCUUCGAUACAGUGGUUCACAAGUGUUGCAGGGAGUUUGAUAAUUGUAUGAGGCUGGAUCACAGGAUCCCCGCUGCGCAGGAGAGGAUCAAGAACAUUGCUCUCAUGAUCGCGGAGCUGUUCCACACUAUCAAAGAGGGUGAGUUAAGAGUGUUUCUAUUCGCGGAACAAGUGACAAGUCUCUGUCUUCUGCUCGUUCAAAUCCGGACUAUCCUCGCUUUUGAGACAGUCGCGAAGAUAUUUCUGGUGUGCGGAAAGAGUCUGAAAGCGCUGGUAGACGAGAUGAGGUUUAACUGUAUCAUGCAGCACCUCCAAGCCAGUACCAAGUUCGAGCUUGACGGUAAGACAAGGAGCAUGGUGGAGAACGUGCUGCUGCUAAACGAGGGAGGCUGGCAGAUAAGAGAGGAGGAGCAGGCUCCCAGUAACUCAAACACUAAGAGCUGGAGCGGGAGGGACGACUGUUGCCCUGUCAACAACGCUAGUGAGUGGGACGAUUAUGCUACUGAUGACUAUGACGAAGAGUGGCUCACUCAAAUGCUCAAAUUUGAGGAGGAAGAUGACUUCAGUGACGUUGAAGAGGACUUCAAGAGGUUUAUGGAGGAAGCGCAGCGGUACAAAAGCUAAUCUGCAAAAAAAGGGGAGUACACUUGAGAUGAAAUCUCUCGGGGGCUGACAGAGGCUUAAACAGUUUUGUAAAUAGUUGUACCUUCUUCGAUUUUCCAAAAAAAAAACCACGAAAGUUCAAAGUUUUGUUACGAGCAGUGUAUGAUUUUUUUUUCCCAAUUUCGGUCGUGAAACCGGUGUCCUCUUAAUUAUAUGGGAUUGGUUACAGAUUUAAUAAAUCCAAAAAAUGUCUGCUAUAUAAAAACUUUUAAAACCAAAAAUAUGUUUAACGAGGCUUAGCGCCAUAAUUUGUCCGUCCCAGAUCUCAAAGACUGAAUCAAUCCAGAGAAUGAUUGAGAUCUUUGUACGGGACUAUUUUACCGUUUAAUCAAAAAUACUUUUAAAUGAGACUUCUUAUGUUCACGUUAAAAUAAAUGAAACAGAAAUGUAUAAUUGAGUUUUGUUUGACC
Messenger RNA from Bolinopsis microptera, 1956 nucleotides. RefSeq lists its product as uncharacterized. NCBI's taxonomy places the organism in Eukaryota, Metazoa, Ctenophora, Tentaculata, Lobata, Bolinopsidae. The record is from RefSeq and is a predicted model, not a curated record. The coding region runs from base 5 to 1507 and encodes 500 amino acids. The transcript is spliced from 8 exons.